AUGCGUAUGACGGUUCUCGCUAUGACAACGUCGUGGCGUAAGGCGAUGGUUCUUGCGCGGAAAUCGUAUUGGGGGCAAAACUCCUACGGUGCCACUCACACGGAUGUUGUCAAUUAUCAACAAAGAAUCGGAUAUUACUGUGGGGAUGAUGCCGUCGACGUCUUUCCAGUCGCUUUUGUGGACGUUUUCUUCUCAACGGGUGACUUGCCUUCUUUGAACUUGGCGACUUGUAACCCCACGGACAACGCUACUUUCUCUGGAACCUUACUGCCAGAUUGCUCAGCUUUGGCUUCUGAUAUCGAAACAUGCCAAGCUGCGGGAAAACUGGUCACCAUUAGCCUUGGAGGAGCUAAUGGUGGUGUUGGAUUUUCCAGUGAUGCCCAAGGUACUGCAUUUGCGCAGACCAUAUGGGAUUUAUUCUUGGGAGGAAGCAGCUCGACGAGACCCUUUGGUUCUGCGGUUUUGGACGGAGUAGAUCUCGACAUCGAGGGCGGAGGAGGAACAGGCUAUGCAGCUUUUGUGACUGAGAUACGUUCUCUUGCUAGUGGGGCGAGCAAGCAAUAUUAUAUCACUGCAGCUCCACAAUGUGUAUUCCCUGACGCUUCUUUAGGGUCUGUCAUUAAUGUAGUAGCUUUUGACGCCAUCUAUGUUCAGUUCUACGACAACCCCUGCGGACUUCCCUUCUUCGAGACUACGACAUGGAAUUUCGGUGUCUGGGAUAACUGGGCUAGGACGACAAGCCCUAACCCCAACGUCAAAGUAUUCCUCGGUGCACCAGCUGCGAGUCACGCCGCAGGCACUGGGUACCAGGAUCUGGCCACCUUAUCUAGCUACGCCGUGCAGAUGCGUCAAAGCUUCCCCUCCUUCGGUGGUGUAAUGCUUUGGGAUGAGAGUCAGGCAUAUGUGAAUGACCGAUAUGAUUUGGGAAUCAAGAACGCCUUGGUUGCCGCCGGAGGCACUGGCUUUACCUUCCCUGCUUGCUCGGCCCCUGCGUAUGUCGCCGGGACCGCUUACUCUGGCGGCUCCAAGGUUUCUUAUGAUGGAUACAUAUACGAGGCCAAAUAUUAUGCUGAUGAUGUACCGUCCAAUGACCCAAAUGGCGACUGGAGCGCGAGUGCUGGUGGAUCAUCGAGUGCAUCGAGUGCAUCGAGUUCUGCCACGAAGACUACUACUUCCACCUCUCAAACCACUACAACUGUGACUUCAACCACUACCUCUGCAUCUUCUUCUCCGACCUCUGGAUCUUGUGCGGGGAUUGCUGCCUGGACAAGCUCUGUAGCUUACGCGGGAGGCUCCCAGGUCACAUACAACGGUGAUUUGUGGACAUCGCUCUAUUGGUCUCAGGCUUCUACACCAGGGGGCAGCGCAGGAGUCUGGGUGGAUGAUGGGCCUUGCGUCGUUUCACGUAGAGAUAAGUACUACAAACGCACGCACAUCCCUCUGUCUGAAGUGAUUGAUCAAAUAACACAGAAGCAUCGAAAAUCAGCACGAGACUCCACUUGCAAAGUAAAAGUUGAGAAUGAAUGA
Molecule: messenger RNA, 1527 nt
Organism: Lentinula edodes (shiitake mushroom)
Lineage: Eukaryota; Fungi; Basidiomycota; Agaricomycetes; Agaricales; Omphalotaceae
Product: glycoside hydrolase superfamily
Exons: 21
Coding region: 1-1527 (508 amino acids)
Biological process (GO): carbohydrate metabolic process
Cellular component (GO): extracellular region
Molecular function (GO): carbohydrate binding; chitinase activity
Source: RefSeq, a predicted model, not a curated record